Messenger RNA from Odobenus rosmarus divergens (Pacific walrus), 1811 nucleotides. It is a transcript of the gene DNAJC18, whose product is annotated as DnaJ (Hsp40) homolog, subfamily C, member 18. The transcript is spliced from 8 exons. Lineage: Eukaryota; Metazoa; Chordata; Mammalia; Carnivora; Odobenidae. Gene Ontology annotation, cellular component: endoplasmic reticulum membrane. Gene Ontology annotation, molecular function: Hsp70 protein binding. The coding region runs from base 78 to 1154 and encodes 358 amino acids. Gene Ontology annotation, biological process: cellular response to misfolded protein. The record is from RefSeq and is a predicted model, not a curated record.
GCCCCGCGCUUCUCGCCCCGUCCCUUUCAGCCUCGGGCGCUGGGGAGGCUCCGCAGACCUGCUGAUUGGGAACCGAUAUGGCUGCGACUCUGGGCAGCGGGGAGCGCUGGACCGAAGCUUACAUUGAUGCAGUUAGAAGAAACAAAUACCCAGAAGAUAGACCUCCUGAAAGUCAUGAUCCCUGUGGGUGCUGUAAUUGCAUGAAAGUGCAAAAGGAAAAGAAGUCUGAGCAUGAGUGGAAUCCAACCCGACAGGGUGAGGGAAGUGCCACUUACACUGAGGAACAGCUGCUCGGGGUACAAAGGAUCAAGAAAUGCAGAAAUUACUAUGAAAUUCUGGGAGUUUCUCGAAAUGCCAGUGAUGAAGAGCUUAAGAAAGCUUACCGAAAACUCGCCCUGAAAUUUCACCCUGACAAGAAUUGUGCCCCUGGAGCAACUGAUGCUUUCAAAGCAAUAGGAAAUGCUUUUGCAGUCCUGAGCAAUCCUGACAAGCGACUCCGCUAUGAUGAAUAUGGAGAUGAACAGGUGACUUUCACUGCCCCUCGAGGCAGACCUUAUAAUUAUUACAGGGACUUCGAAGCUGACAUCACUCCAGAAGAGCUAUUCAAUGUCUUCUUCGGAGGACAUUUUCCUACAGGAAACAUUCAUAUGUUUUCACACGUGACCGAUGAUAACCACUAUUACCGCCGGCGGCACCGACGUGAGCGGACGCAGACGCGGAAGGAAGAAGAAGCAGAAAAGCCUCAGACCACGUAUUCUGCAUUUAUUCAGUUACUUCCAGUUCUUGUGAUUGUGAUUAUAUCUGUCAUUACUCAGCUGCUAGCAGCUAAUCCCCCAUACAGUCUAUUCUAUAAAUCGACCUUGGGCUACACCAUCUCUAGAGAAACGCAGAACCUGCAGGUGCCUUACUUUGUGGAUAAAAACUUUGAGAAGGCCUACAGAGGAGCAUCUCUCCGUGACCUGGAGAAGACGAUAGAGAAGGAUUACAUUGAUUACGUCCAGACAAGCUGUUGGAAGGAGAAACAACAAAAGUCGGAAUUGACAAAUUUGGCAGGAUUAUACAGAGAUGAACGACUGAAACAGAAGGCAGAGUCGCUGAAACUUGAAAACUGUGAAAAACUUUCCAAACUUAUUGGCCUGCGCAGAGGUGGCUGAGAGGAUGCUAGUCCUACACAGGGUUGGGGUUUUGCUACUUGUUACUAUUUAUGUUCCUAAUUCCAUUUUAUAAUACAAAAUUAGGAAAUGACGAACAUUUUACAAGUUGCUAACUUUGGUGGGCAGAGCUGAAGGCACUUGAGCAUGGAGCCAGACUUGUCAUCACAGAAGCCUUCCUGGAGAUUGGCUCCAGGGGCCACGAACCGUUCAUCUGAAUUGAAUUAAAGGCCAAGCAUUUGAUGCAGCCCCCCUGCUCCUUGCCUACCCUGCCUCUAGGAUUGUAGUUCAGGCAUCCCAGGGCAGAUGCACAUUGUCUUCCUCCUUCCCUUCUUCAGUUAAGUCUCGAUACCCAGUCAUUCCUAGGCAUGGCCAAAGCAGCUUCAUAUUAGUUGUUUACAGUGUACACCAAGAAUGAUACCUCUCCCUUCCUGUGAGUCAUCGUGGCCCCUGGCAAUGAGCCCUUGGAACAGGUGCCUGCCCAACUUCGCAUUUUCUAAGGGAAAUGUGGAGAGAUGUAAACUAUUAUUACAGUCAGUAGUUUUCCAUUUGCCUGUCUCUGUUCAGAGUUACUGGCAUUAGCAAACUGCCUGAAUUGAGUUUCUUUUACUUCCUUAACCCUUUCUCUUGUAGAGGGUCCAGAAAGUAAAAGCCACUGGG